Messenger RNA from Phytophthora nicotianae INRA-310, 294 nucleotides. RefSeq lists its product as hypothetical. The record is from RefSeq and is a predicted model, not a curated record. The coding region runs from base 1 to 294 and encodes 97 amino acids. The transcript has 2 exons. NCBI's taxonomy places the organism in Eukaryota, Oomycota, Peronosporomycetes, Peronosporales, Peronosporaceae.
AUGACAGUGGAGAAGAGUCACUUGCCUGCCGCCAUGGGUGGCAGCCGACGUGAGGCAGUGGUGGCACAAAACCUACCAACGAUAGCGCACAGCGACGAUGUUGAUGCAGGCGAUGACGUUGAGAUGGCGGUGGCUCCUCCGGAGUUCGAGUUUAUCAAGGAGCCAAAGUUGACGAAGUGGAGCCAGCCCGCUUCAGUCGUCUUCUUGUGCGAUCGAAGGCAGUAUGAAGCCAAUAUCUGGGAGCGCUGUGUGGCCACCGGCGAAGCGCACGAGAACGUGCUGGUCAUCAUCUAG